AUGUUCCGUCUCUGGGGAAACGGACCUGAAUACGAGGCCAGGCUAGGCAAGCCCUUUGCGCCACCAACUGCGACUCUGAAGGACAUACAUGACGCGGUGCCUAAGCAGCUUCUUCGGAAUGACCCAUUCAAAUCGACGUUGUACCUCGUCAGGGAUAUCGUCAUGAGCCUCUUCUUGUAUACCCUGGCCCAACAGAUAACGUCGUGUGCGAGCUCGGACUUCGGUGGUCUCAUCACCACGCCAUACAUCAAAGCCCUAGUGAAAGGUUCUCUCUGGUGUGUCUACUGGUGGUUCCAGAGCUUGGUAAACGCCGGAAUCUUUUGUCUCGCUCGGGAAGGUCAUGAUGCGGGCCACGGUACGCUAUACGACAGCAAAAUCGUGAACAAUACCAUUGGUUUCGUUCUACACUCGUAUCUUCUGAUACCCUAUUUCUCGUGGCGAGCCACCCACCAUGCCCAUCAUAAAGCGACGUCCUCCAUGGAGCGGGAUGAGAACUAUGUCCCAUACACCCGGUCCAAAUAUAAUCUCCCAGACGAAACCAAGGCUACCAAAGCCGACUACGAGGAAAUCUUCGAGGAGACACCACUCUGGACCCUCUGGCGAAUGUUCGUCAUGCAGAUGUUUGGUUGGUGGGUGUACCUGUCGCAAAACACGAUGGGUGCUCCGAUGUACCCGCCCGGCACCAACCACUUUAAUCCAAACUCUGCGCUGUUCAAACCCGAGCAACCUCGUCAACCACUGGUACGCCAUGGAUUCUCCGCAACUCCGGAUGCACGUCAGACUGAUAUGUUCAACUCAUUUUCCAACUCUAGGAUCGUAAUGUUCACGUACCUCCAUCACUCUGACCCAACUAUCCCUCAUUAUCGGAAGAACGAAUGGACGUUCCUCCGUGGAGCUGCAGCCACCGUCGACAGGCCACUUCUAGGUUGGAUGGGCCGCUUCUUCUUCCACAAUAUCAGCCACGAUCAUGUUGCGCAUCACUUCUUCCUUCGUGCACCAUUCUAUAAUGGACCAGAAAUUACGAAACGGAUCAAAGCCGUCUUGAAGGAUGACUACAACUAUGACUCCACCCCGUCAUUCUACGCCCUCUACCGGUCAUUCACACAAUGUCUGUUCGUCGACGACGAUGGUGAUAUCAUCUUCUACAAGAACAAGGAGGGUAAGGCAGUUCGAGAGGUCGAUCCAAAAUACCUAGCACAAGCAGCUGCACGAAGGGAGACGCAGACGCAGCACCCUCCUCUGAAAGAGGACUGA
This is a messenger RNA of Coprinopsis cinerea okayama7#130, 1254 nucleotides long. RefSeq names its product delta-12-fatty acid desaturase. The record is from RefSeq and is a predicted model, not a curated record. Gene Ontology annotation, biological process: lipid metabolic process. NCBI's taxonomy places the organism in Eukaryota, Fungi, Basidiomycota, Agaricomycetes, Agaricales, Psathyrellaceae. Bases 1 to 1254 code for a protein of 417 amino acids. Gene Ontology annotation, molecular function: oxidoreductase activity. The transcript has 12 exons.